Sciurus carolinensis (gray squirrel) is the source of this 1557-nucleotide messenger RNA. RefSeq names its product acid phosphatase 1 (gene Acp1). NCBI's taxonomy places the organism in Eukaryota, Metazoa, Chordata, Mammalia, Rodentia, Sciuridae. Gene Ontology annotation, molecular function: non-membrane spanning protein tyrosine phosphatase activity; acid phosphatase activity. The record is from RefSeq and is a predicted model, not a curated record. The coding region runs from base 109 to 651 and encodes 180 amino acids. The transcript has 6 exons. Gene Ontology annotation, cellular component: cytoplasm. Gene Ontology annotation, biological process: protein dephosphorylation.
CCCUGUACCUCUAGGCCCCAUCCCCGCCCGAGCUAUUGACCGCCCCGCCGGCGGCCCCGCGUGCGCGCCGGGCGGCGGACUGCGCAGGCGCGCGGUCCGGGGCUCCCGAUGCGCAUGCGCUGCGUCAGGACGCACGCCGACUCGGCGGUCGGGCGCGAGUGUCUGCGUGUGAAGAUGGCGGUGAAUGGCCCCAAGUCAGUGCUGUUCGUGUGUCUGGGUAACAUUUGCCGGUCACCCAUUGCAGAAGCAGUCUUCAGAAAACUUGUAACUGAUCAAAAUGAUUUAGAUAACUGGACCAUUGACAGCGGUGCUGUUUCCGACUGGAACGUGGGCCGGGCCCCGGACCCAAGAGCCGUGAACUGCCUAGGAAAUCAUGGCAUUAGCACAGCCCAUAAGGCAAGACAGGUGACCAAAGAAGAUUUGGCCACAUUCGACUAUAUAUUGUGUAUGGAUGAAAGCAAUCUGAGAGAUUUGAAUAGAAAAAGUAAUCAAGUUAAAAACUGCAAAGCUAAAAUUGAACUACUUGGAAGCUAUGAUCCACAGAAACAACUCAUUAUUGAAGAUCCCUAUUAUGGGAACGAUGCUGACUUUGAAGUGGUGUACCAGCAGUGUCUCAGGUGCUGCAAAGCCUUUCUGGAGAAGGCCUACUAGGACCACAGUGACUGCCACCAGCUGGGGACUCUCCUUAUCCAUGUUCUGCAUCCUCAUCCUGUGCUCUGGUGCACUGCCACUCCUCUGCCCGAGGACCCACCUGCCCCUUCAGCUGACCUGUUGUCUCUGACUUGACAGAUCACUAUAGCUGGAAACCAGCUGUGUCUGCAGAAGAAUCAAUAAAAAUGUUGGACUUGACAGUUUGUGGGGUGUAGUGAGAGUUCUUAGACUAGCAGAGCCUCCACUUUGCCCUGAUUACAGGGUAGUGGAGCAAGCAGGUAGAGAGCAACAGCACCCACUGCAAAGUACACACAACCUGAAAGCCCAGGUCAGCAUCUGAGCCCAGGGAGGUUGGAUGGCCUGUUCUUCCUGCAGUGCUUGUGUGUGGCUGGCCAGUGCAGGCAGGACACCUGUGCAUAGAGUCACAGUGACUCCCUCCGUCCAUAGCAGCUCUCCAUGGCUGCAGUGAGUCUUUAGCUCCCACACGCACAGCGCACACAAUAGGAGACAGACUGGGAGGAUUAAUCUUUAGCACCUUUAGUACUUGUUGGUUUUUGUCUGGUUUAUUUCAUGAGGUCAGCUUAUUUGCUCCCAUUUGAGCCACUUCGUAUCCAAAAAUUUAAUUAUAUCCGGAAAGGACAGAUGGUUGAGGGGUGUGUUUGUUUUAUAUGCACAGGUAACCCAGAUGUCAAAUGUAAAUUGGCUUAGGUGUGAAAAAAAUACGCAGUUAUGUUGUGUCCUUAAGUAUUGAUAUGUUAAGUGUUUCAUGAGUGUUUAAUAAAGCUACAGGUAAAUACAGGUAAUUUCAGUACAAUCUCAAAUUCACAUGGCUAUAUGUCAGAAAAGAUUGUUUUCAAAAUAAAUUGGGGAGUUAUAAAAAUGCAACAGAUAAGUUUGGUGUCUUGC